Penaeus monodon (black tiger shrimp) is the source of this 9209-nucleotide messenger RNA. RefSeq names its product muscleblind-like protein 1. Gene Ontology annotation, molecular function: metal ion binding. Bases 138 to 1472 code for a protein of 444 amino acids. The record is from RefSeq and is a predicted model, not a curated record. The transcript is spliced from 10 exons. Lineage: Eukaryota; Metazoa; Arthropoda; Malacostraca; Decapoda; Penaeidae.
ACGCCCUUUCUCCUCCUCCUCCUCAGGGUCGAUGUAACCGCGAGAAGCCACCCUGCAAGUACUUCCACCCUCCGCAGCAUCUCAAGGACCAGCUGCUCAUCAACGGCAGGAACCACCUGGCUCUCAAGAAUGCCAUCAUGACUCAGAUUCAGGGCCUCAGCCCAGGCACGCCCGUCGUCCCCGGCACCAUACCAGUUGAACAAAUGCAACAACAAUAUUACCCUAGCGCCCCGACCGCUCACAGUAGACAAGAGCAGAGAUCUUCGGGAACUCAGGCGCAAUACACCCUAUACAACACCGCAAUUUCUGCAGAAAACGUUCCUCUUAUGCUCUCAGCGACAGGAGAAGGUCGUGCAGGCCCCGCAGAUCCUCCGCACCUGAUCGCUGACCACCGCGUCGUGCCUGCUCAACAGCACAACUCACCCUACCUGGCCGGCAUCCCGACAAUGGGUAACUUCAACCCAUACAUCGCCUCGUCCCCCGUCAUGACGAUGGGCAUGACCGACGUGGCCUCGCCCAUCACGGGGGUGGUGCCCCAGCAGGUGGUCACGGCUCAGAAGGUGCCACGGACCGACCGACUAGAGGUAUGCCGCGAGUUUCAGCGCGGCGCGUGCAAGAGGCCGGAGCAGGAGUGCCGCUUCGCCCACCCGCCCGAUCACGUGAGCACGACAGACGAGGGCACUGUCACAGUUUGCAUGGACGCUAUCAAGAGCCGCUGCUCUCGUGAACCCUGUCGCUACUUCCACCCUCCCCCGCACCUUCAGGCCCAGCUCAGGGCGAGCCAAGGCCGCGCCGCACAACAACCUGUGGCUUUCCCUGGAAUGGGCGUGCCCUACAAGCGCCCCGCCGGAGACAAGUCGGGCGUGCCGGUGUACCAACCGACGGGGAACGCAGCGUACCAGCAAGCCCUGAUGCAGCAGCUGGGAGGGCAGAGCUUUGUGCCAGUGUCAUCAGGCUUGCUUCCCAAUAAUGCCACAUCUGUAGUCUACACCGACGAAAACGGUCAGUUGCUGGACACCCUGCAAGUGUGCCGCGAUUUUAAGUACGGCCAGUGUGUGAGACCAGCCUGCAAGUUUGUCCAUCUCCUUGAAGAUCACGUAGAGGUGACAGACAUGAAGGUGAGUGUCUGCCGGGACGCGGUGAAGGGCAAGUGCGGGCGUGGGCUGUGCAAGUACUACCACCUGCCAGUCGUCCUGCCGCCCGCACCCCUCGACCCGCACUCCGCCCGUGCCCCGCAGUCUGGUCCGCGCCACCACGGUCUCCACAACCCGCCCAACAACCCGCUCAUGCUAGACAACGCCCACUACAUGGACAACACCACCAAGCCGGCAACAACACCCAGCAACAACAACAGCAGCAGCAACAACAACAACAACAAUAACAACAGCGAUCCGGCGACCAACCCUGCCAACGCCUCCAGUAUCCAAGUCAUCGCCAACUUAAGCAGUUCCAAUAAUAUCAUUUGUAACUAGUGAUGAAAAAAGCGGUGAAGUAAUAAUAAUGUACAGAGAAGCAAAAUUUAUUCUAGUUCGAAAAAAGAUGCAUGAAGGAGGCACUGAAACAUAACCUCACAUUAGAUAAAAAGAGAGAGUAAGUGAAGAAGUGUGUCGUGUUGUUGGCUGAGGUGUGGGGGGUUGUGGGGCGUGGGCAGCGCACGAGGCCCGGGACCCCCGGAGCGUCUGGUGCUAGCACAGCCAUGCUCACAUUAUGUGAUUUGUCAAGUGUGUCCUUACAGUCCCCUCCCAUGGGGAUGGGUCAACUCCAGCACUCGUGGAUAUUUUUUCAAAAAACAUAACAAAAAAUAAAUUUUCACUUUGUUUUUAUCUCUUUUAUAUAAGGAUAAGGUAGGAAGAAGAUGCCCUUAUAAAGGGCUGAGAUUAAUUAUUUUCUAUUAUGUACCAAUGAAACAGACUCUUGGACUGUUGUGCGUACAUGACAAAGUCACGUGCCAGUGAAGCCCCCGACAAGCGACCGGCACUGCAGGGAAGUGCCCUCCUACCCCGACACCCGCCAGGCCGAGCCCGGGCACCCGCUGUGCCCUGGCCCACCCGCCCGCAUGCUCUACUUCUCCUUCAUCAGGAUAGUUACGUCUGUACCAGGCAGCUUCCCGGCAUAAGUCCAACUACGGCAGUAUUCCUUCCCAAGGCCCCCACUCCUCUCCCUUUAACGUAGAGUAAAAGUUAAAAGAGUAAAUAUUUCCUGUACUAUGAAUCCACAGAGGUGGGCUAAGGACCCCGGGGUAUAUACCUAACUAGAUAAGUAAUAGUUUGGGCACCUGUUAGGUCUCAUGACAAACCUUUAAGUCCGUGUGUGUGUUGGCUGAGCGUGGCGGGUGUCUGCGCGGAGGGCAGUUCCCUCGUAACUGCCAGUGCGCGCUGGUCCAUUAUCUAGGAGAAGAAACAGCGAGAAGCUCGACUGAACAUAGAGGACUCAGAAAUGAGGAAGGCGAAAGAGAGAGAGAAGGAAGAAGGAAGUAUAGCCUGAGGAAGGAGCAGAGGAAGCGAGGUCACUUAUUGAUGAAGACCGAAGCAAGAAGGAAUCUCUUACUGCAAAUAUUUUAUCAAGUUUUUGGCCUGUUUUACACGAAUUGGUUUCUAGUCAUUUACCCUUUGUUUUAUUUCCUUUUAUGCCAUGACUAGCUCGGUGAAUUUUUAGGGGCUGUGAGAACUUACUACAGUAUGUCUGGUUUUAUAUGAAACUGUAUUAUGCAAAGCCGUAUAUGUAUGUUGUAGUACUUGUAAUGGAUAAAUUUUUCAUAGUUCCUUGUGUUAUUUUUACAUAUAAGAAACUUCAGUGUUUUAUUACAUGUAAAGUGCCACGAUUUUAAUGUUCCUGUAAUUCAAGCAUUUAGGAAUCAAAGAGAGGGUAUAAGGAGGGUCGAAGGCACUGCUUGCAGAAGUCCCGGCUUUAGAAGUCACCGUUUGGCAUUAGUCUGUCCGGGUGGCCUGUUUGUAUUUUUAUACAAGGAUAAAUCAGUUGCAUGGAUUGCAUGGCCUAUUUGAGAAGAAAACAAAACAACAACAGUACAUCGUUUAUGCUUUCAAUAUUAUAUUCAUUAAAGUAUUCCAAAAGCUCAGCUACCAAAAAGCACAAUGCAUGAGAUAUCAAACAUAUCAAUUUUUUCUACUUAAAGUAAGAUAUGUAAAUCGUGAGGGAAAAAAAGAUAUCGUUAUUGCUUAUCGUGAAAUAACAUUGCUUCCCAUGUUAUUACAGACAAAUUCUAAUCGAGUGAUCAGUCUACUUUGGAGCUGCACCAGUCUCGUCUGCUCAAAUGUAAAUCUUAUCGUACUUCUCUUGAUUAUUACUAAUAUUUUCAAUAUUGUUUAUCAUAAUUUCCCUUGGCGGUAUUAUAGUUGCUUAUUCGAUCACGAUUGAAGAAAAAUGAAAGUAAACUAUAACAGAAAGAUAAAAAAAACAUACGAUUGUGAGUGGAAAUUUCUCUCUCUUUUUUGUGAUAUAUUUAAAAAUAAUAAAGCACAAUCCAAGACGUAAUGUCCAGUAAAUGAAUACUUAACGACGUGAAGUGUCCAUGACAUAGGCCCCCCGGACACGCCUGCUCUCUCGCUAGGUCACUUGUUCCGUCAGGCUCAGCCAGGUGGCAGGGCUGUCUCCCAUCCACCUCCCCCUUCUCCCCCUACCCCUUAUCCUUUCUCCAUCCCCCUAACCAUCCUCUUCAUCUCGCCCCGUUCCUUCCUUCCCUUGUCGGUAUACUGACUCUACAACUACCAUUACCAUACCCCCCCCCCCCAGUUUACACUAAAUCCCACUGCUUGGUCUUGUACAUAGAAGCACUAAUACUUGGUCAUGUACAAACGACUAAUAGUACCUGGUCAUGUGCACAUGAAAUGUUACUGACAGAUCCUGCACAUGUGAUGAUAGUACCUGGUUAUGGACACCAAUCAAGUUACUGUAAAACUAUGUACUCCAUGCAUAGUAGUACUUGGUCGGUACACAUGACUUGCUACUACCUGCUCACGUUUACAUGAUCAGUGCUACAUGUUCGUGUGCACAUGACCUGAGGUACACAUUCUUGUACACACAAACAACAUUUUUUGGUCAUUUAUACACCGUAUAUUUGUUCAUGUAAGCAUGGCCAGUCUGUCCUGGACGUGCAUACAUGAUAUGUAGUACCUGCUCAUGUACACACGGACAGUAUUACCUGAUCAUGUAUACAAGGUCGGUAGUAUCAGGCCAUGUAGAUGCGAUCGGCAGUACUUGGUCGUCUGUACAGUCAGUGGCGCUAAGACAUGUGCCCAUAGUCAGCCGUACUUGUUUCAUGCACGAAUAUUGCUGGCUAGGUGUAUGGUUAGUACACUGGCAAUGUGCAAAAAGCAAAAAGUCCUCAGUCCAGUCCACAAACACAGCAGGCCCCUCGCAACACCCACGUCCCCUCAGAGUCGCCCAUCCAAGCACAGUCAUAGUCUACAAGAUCACUCCCAACCUCACCUGAGCCACCGGCUGAAGCCUACCACACAGUUAAUGUCGGUCUCCACCAGCACGCUUGCUGUAUUUUAGGAUCUAACUUCAGCCAUGUGAUAAGAGGAGCUGUAGGUGGUGCCGCGCCGGGUGCCCUUGCCCAUGCGUGCGGGGGCACUGCAGGCGUCGGGGCACGCCUCAAGUCACGCUCACAAUCCGGCCAUGCAGGGUACAACUUGGACCCUAGAGUUGCGCUUGCUUCACAGUCAAAUGUAGGGGCUUUUUCUUCAGAGUGCAUCAUCCAAACUGCAGGCUUCAUGAUGUCACUGCUUCCCAAUCCCUAGCGGCUCCUGGCUAGAACUGGAAAAAGAUUUGUGAUCUCGGCAUUGUCUGUGCCGCACAGAACACCAGUAGCUGGUUAACAUGGGUGAGCCACGGCAGCCGGCUAGGGUUGUUCCUGGCAGGACCUCGCACAGCAGGAGUUUGACUGGGUGUCGACAGUAGAGCUGUGUUGGGUCCUGCCUUGCCACUUCCUGCCCUUCCCUCGCCCCCUUGCACCAGUAAGUCGAACAAGCGACCCUUGUGUGGCAUUACUGGCAAGGGUGACCACUAAGGGCAAGGGGUGGCAUCUGCAUGUAACCAGUUAUCUAGUGGGUAGUCCACGUAGGUCCCCUAGCACCCUAGCUUCUAUUGUAGUGUGUAGGCUUGGGGCACAAGUCCCCGCACACUUGCAUGUUAGCACCUUGCUUACCAGGUUUAACUGUAUCAAUGUGAAUAGAUCUCCUGUAACCUAUAAAUGAUGCUCCUAUAUUCUGUAUGUUAGAGCCGCGCCCUCCUGAUGGCGAAGGGUUGCCUGCUGCCGCCCCAGCCGCCCGCCCGCGCGUCCGCACUGCCUGGCGCCCCCGACCCAUCCUCGGGGCUGGUCAUCGGGCCAGCAUACUCACUGUGGCAGGACAUCUUACUCCAGUAUCUUACACUCAUUUAUAAUCACGUCUUAGCCAGCCAAGCAAAUUUAUAUAUGUACAUAUAAACUUUGCCAAAUCUAACCAAAGUCAUAGUGAGGACCGGGUAUGGAGGGCAGUAGAAUUUUACGAGGAAGUCCUCACGAAGCCAAAUCAAAACUGAGCGCCAUAUAUAUAUAUAUAUACAUAUAAAUAUUAUCUGUGUAAGUCCUUCACAGUCGUAUUGCCCUUCGUGAGGGCCGUCCACGUAAGAUCUGUUCCUUGUGAUCCUGUUGGCCUUCCCAAGCCACAGCGAUGUCUUGACACUUGGGCAUGAGUCGCAUGACCCUCGGUUAUUGUAAGGUCCAUUAUAAUAUGAAGUAAUAGUAACAUUAAUCAUAAUUAUAAUCACGAUAAUCAUAUAGCCAGUCUGAUGACAACUCAUGUGGCAGUAGCCCGUACUUCGCUGGGGCACCUGGGUGAGGGGGUUGAGAACGCCCUCGCCACGCCCCAGGGGAGUGCGGGCGGCCGCCGCCCACUCUCCUGCCGGUGAUAGAGGACAGUCUUCCCACGUCACUGGCCAGGCAAUGCAUGCUCCUAGUGUCUAUUUUAUUUUUACUUGAGAAUAUUUGUACACUGUAAUGAACUAAGCCAGUUUUUGAGAAAUUAUCGUGUUUCCAAUCGUCCCCACCUUUGUCAGGGUUGAAAUCUCAAUGUAGAGAAACACAUUUCCAUUGUUAUUUUUAUAUUUUAUCGAUGCUUACUGUUCAUUGCUCGUUUAGCAAUUAAUUUACGCUGGCUUGGUUUUAAAAGUCACAAAUUAAGUGAGUUUUAUACUUAUACAUGUUUGUUUUUAAUUUAAUUUCUAUGAAUGCUACUCCAAACGUUUAAAUAAAUGAUUUUGAUAUUUUACUAAUGGUAUGCUAGCCAGUGUUCAGGCAUCUGCCAGAACUGUGUAGUAGAGUGUGGGAUUGAAAGUCCCAAACAUUUUGUGAUAUUUUCUUAUUGUUAUUUAAGUCGAUUUCUCUGUUUUCCUGUGACUACUGACGUUGUUAUGUUAACUGUUAGGUUAAGGUCGCCGCGUGAAGGGAGUGCUCUCUGGUGGUCGCUGCUGCACGGUGGCUUGCCAACCGCCCGACCACAUUACGAGAGGGCCAGUGGCACACACUUUCCAAUACCCCAACUGCGCUCACCAAGUCCGAUCACCAGUCACCAAGUGGUUUCUCUCUCGAAUCUCUUCCUCUCCCCAAGUGUGGCGCACGAGAAAGCGAGACUGUGCCUGCGUCGCUUCAUCGAAUUAAUCUUAAAAUAAGAAUAGAUAUUAUAAAGAGAGAGAAUAAUUGUUUAAAAAAAAGUCUUAGGAGGCAUAAAAUGGAGAGGACAGUGAUAGCAGAUUCUUUUUCUUAAAUGUUACUGACGUCGUGAGGGACGAUAGAAUGAUGAUCCAUCCAUGUGCUUGUUCUAAUAAUCUCGUUUAGGUUUGGGUAUUGGAAACUCAUGCGAACUAGCUCUCACCUCGCCAACAAGCUCCAGCCAAACGCGGUCACGCUCACAACGCCUCUACCUGUACACAGUCCUGGUUUCAAUUGCAGGCUGAGGGAGAGGUAACUUAAGGGAAUCUUUUUUAUUCAGUAAUUUGUUGAUCUCUCUCGCCUUUUUUUCUAUCGUUUCUUUUCCAUUUUUAGGGGGAAUUAUUAAAAGAAUAAUAAUAAUGAUAAAUAAUGUUAUUAUAGAAGGGUGUUCACCAAUGCUCAGAGUGUGGUCUCGCGUUUGUGUGUCAGAACGUUCAAAGAUGAAGAGCCACGUUUUCUCAUCCCCAAGAUGAGAGCGUGGGCGUGAGGCGUGGGUGGCGUCACCUGGGGGCCCGUGCAACACCCCAAAGACACAGGGGAGAAGAGGGAGGGCGCCGGCUCAAAAACACCGCGGGGGGACGUCCUAAGGCCUGGUUCAGAACCACUGCUAUUGUAAAGUUGCCGUAGAUUUCACAGAACCUUGGAAGAAAAAUCCGAUUCCAGUCAAAUAUUUUGUGUUUUUUUGUCUUAACUUUUAUAUUGUAUGUAUGCUACCCGGGAGCUCGUACUUUUAAUUUAACUUUUUCUCAUAUUUUAUAUAUCUAAUAGCUGCAGAAUACUCACUCAAAACCUGGGGAAAUCUUUUUAGUCCGAGUAAUGUACUUUUCAUAUAACUUUGAAUUAGGAAAUUUUAUACGUGAGUUCUUUUUAAAAAUAUACGAAAUAGUCCCUCCCUAACCCCGCCUCACACCCGCCCAGACCGCCCGACACUCACCCAUGUUGAGCAAACGUUCAACUUCCAGCCUUGACCAGUAUUGCUUGCAACGAGGGCAACGUGAGUAGCAGUGCGUGCGCGCGCCAGGCCCGGGCUCACCUUUGCAGCCACCCCUGUAGUGCGGCCGCGGACCCAGAGCGUGUGUCCCAAGUUAGCAUCCCCUUUUAUACGAAGAUGAAGCCCAUGGAGGAAUAAAAAAACAUAAAAAAAUGUAUAAAAAAAACAAGGCGGAUCUGUGACCUCUUUCAAGAUAUUGGUAGACAACAGCCAGUAGCCUCUUCUAUUGGGCACCCUUGUAUCAAAUUGUAACGUUUUAUCCAAUUGUACUAACACUUUACAGGAACAGUGCAUUGAUACAAUCAUGCCUCAAUUAUAGACUACUCAUUAUAGUUAAGAAAUUUUAUCCAGCCAAUUGUAUAUCACUAAUAUGUUAAAUGCCAGUUAAGUGAACUGUUGUGCAUAUCCAAGUUGUAUGUUAUUUGUACUAUUGUGUAUGCGUGAAGUCUGAAUUAUUACUACUUUUAAGUGAUAAUAUCUUGGAAGGUGGCGGGGGCGGGGAGCGGGGCGUCUUAAGGCUGCUUUAUACUGUGGCUCUCAGACGUCCAAAGUGCCACAGUGCCAACAUCUCACGCCAGGACAAAGCGGAGACCUCCGCACACAUACGCGCCGAUCCUAACACCAACCACUCAAACUGCAGAGAGCUAAAUACAGAGAAAAAUAUAUUACUAUAUUUGCUUAUAUAUUAAAUAUAUAUAUAUAUACAUAUACAUAUAAUUUUUCAUGCUCUUCUAUUUUAAUCACAUUUAAUACAUUCUAGGACAAUAUAAAAGGAAAUAUAUAUAUAUAUUAUAGGAUGCGCUUCUCCUGCAAGAGAGGGUGUUUGUGUCGGAGGCGGCCAUGUGGGCUGCCGUCCACCCACCCUAUCACACCACCACCACCUGGGCGAACCUGCCUCACUGCACCACUACCAAAUUGCUCACCUGCUUCAGUUAGUCAGUCUGUGCAUAUAAAUAUAUAUGUAUGUUUAUAUAAAGUAUAUGUGUAAGUAUGUAUAUAUAUAUAUGAAUAUAUAUGUAUAUAUAUAAUAUAUAUAUGAGCUUUACUAACUGAGCAGAAGCAAAUGUUAGGAAUAUUGGUUGGGAAGAAGCAAUGUUUAUCUUAGGGGUAUAUAUGUAUGGCACAAGAAUUUUAUAGUCAGAAACACGAUAAGAGAAUGUUAAUAUUUUUUAAUACCAAUAUUAGUAUGUAAAAUGUAUGUUAAGUAUAUUCACAUAAUCAAGACUAGCUAUUAAACCGUUGCCAUAAAGAAAUUUCGUGAAAUUACAACGAGAUGGUUGCGAGAACACUAGGGAUGGGGGGGAGGGGAAGACCCGAGGAAUUAGACAAAAUGGUGGCAGUGGUGAAUCGCAGUUGGCAGCUUGGUGGUGGCAGCGGUGGGAUGCAGUUGGCAGCUUGGUGGGGGGGUCCAACAUUCCAGAGCCAGCAUAAUAAUACCCCCCGCCCCCCUCACCCUGGUCACAGUCAUAACAAAGUGUAGCGUAAUAAAGAACAAACAAAAAUGGAUAA